ACUCAACUCAGCUUACUGGGGCAGUUUGGCUUUUAGCCUCGAACAGAGCUUUGAGGCCGUCAGUCUCGUCCCAGCCAAAAACAUCAGCAGGAGCGAGAACACACUUCUUGUGAAAGACCUCGUGGGGUGAAUUUUUGCCAGAGUGGUGGUGUAACCAGAAUGGGAUUCUCCCCAGCUUGCGGGCUAGCGGCGCCAUGCUGGAUGUGGUGGACAGCUGCUCCAUGCUCUACCGGCUGCAGAUGGAAGGGGUGUCUGUGGGUGAGCGGUGGAAGGAUGUCCUAUCCGUGACCCAGAAACACAGCCAAGACCAUGUCCUGCUGUUCAACGACGUGCACUUCCUGAUGGCGUCCCUGGGAGCUCGGGACUCCAGAACCACGGAGGAGCUGCUGACCACCUUGCAGGACGCCAGCGAGUCCCCGGGGGAGAACUGCCAGCAUCUCCUGGCCCGCGACGUGGGGCUGCCCCUGUGCCAGGCCCUGGUGGAGGCCGAGAAUGGGAACCCUGAUCGCGCCGUGGAACUGCUCCUGCCCAUCCGCUACCGGGUCGUCCAGAUUGGAGGCAGCAACGCCCAGAGAGACGUCUUCAACCAGUUACUGAUUCAUGUGGCCUUAAACUGCACGUCCAGCACCUACAAGAACGUGGCCCGGAGUCUUCUGAUGGAGCGUGACGCCUUGAAGCCCAACUCGCCCCUGACUGAGCGGCUCAUCCGAAAGGCAGCCUCCGUCCACCUCCUGCAGUGAGCCAGGCCUGCUGCCUCCCAGCCCUCAGAUCCGCAGGCGUAGGAGACGAGCCCGUUUGCUAGGCCUGUGAGGGGUAGUCUGCAGAAAGCCCGGUAACCAGCAGCGUUACAGGAAGAGGGGAGAGCAAUCAAUUGUAAAUGUGAUUCAGAACCUUGUUAAGAGCCAAGGUGCAGUUCUAAGCAGUCAGAGGCAACGCGGGUGCUGCUGUCACCACUGCCUUGUAAUUGUAUUUUCCCAGGGGACUCUUACCCUGGGCUUUCAAGGGUUGAGA
Hipposideros armiger (great roundleaf bat) is the source of this 1011-nucleotide messenger RNA. It is a transcript of the gene TTC38, whose product is annotated as tetratricopeptide repeat domain 38. The record is from RefSeq and is a predicted model, not a curated record. The transcript is spliced from 6 exons. The coding region runs from base 195 to 740 and encodes 181 amino acids. Lineage: Eukaryota; Metazoa; Chordata; Mammalia; Chiroptera; Hipposideridae.